This is a messenger RNA of Erinaceus europaeus (western European hedgehog), 3121 nucleotides long. RefSeq names its product solute carrier family 16 member 1 (gene SLC16A1). Gene Ontology annotation, cellular component: membrane. Gene Ontology annotation, biological process: monocarboxylic acid transport; transmembrane transport. NCBI's taxonomy places the organism in Eukaryota, Metazoa, Chordata, Mammalia, Eulipotyphla, Erinaceidae. Gene Ontology annotation, molecular function: monocarboxylic acid transmembrane transporter activity. The record is from RefSeq and is a predicted model, not a curated record. The transcript has 5 exons. Bases 185 to 1684 code for a protein of 499 amino acids.
ACUAACAGCCGCGUGGGUGCCCGCCGGAGCGAGCGAGCGAGUCAACGAGCGAAGGACGCGACCUGGACCUUGGGCCUCGCGGAACUCCGGCCGCGCGGCGGCGUCAGGCAGCCUCUCGGCGCCGCGAGCCGCGCAUAACGAUAUCUGCAUUUGAACUAUAUUUUGGAAUUCAUCUACACAUAAAAUGCCACCAGCAGUUGGAGGUCCAGUUGGAUAUACCCCCCCAGAUGGAGGCUGGGGUUGGGCAGUGGUAAUUGGAGCUUUUAUUUCCAUCGGCUUCUCGUAUGCAUUUGCCAAAUCUAUUACUGUGUUCUUUAAAGAAAUUGAAGGUAUAUUCCAUGCCACCACCAGUGAAGUGUCAUGGAUAUCUUCCAUCAUGUUGGCUGUCAUGUAUGGUGGAGGUCCUAUCAGCAGUGUCCUGGUGAAUAAGUACGGCAGUCGUCCAGUCAUGAUGGCUGGUGGCUGCUUGUCAGGCUGUGGCUUGAUUGCAGCUUCUUUCUGUAACACUGUAUUUCAACUCUACAUCUGUAUCGGAGUCAUUGGAGGUAUGGGACUUGCCUUCAAUUUGAAUCCAGCUCUGACUAUGAUUGGCAAGUAUUUCUACAAGAAGAGACCAUUGGCAAAUGGACUGGCCAUGGCAGGCAGCCCAGUAUUCCUCUCUACCCUGGCCCCCCUCAAUCAGGCUUUCUUCGGUAUCUUUGGCUGGAGAGGAAGCUUCCUAAUUCUUGGGGGCUUACUAUUAAAUUGCUGUGUCGCUGGAUCCCUAAUGCGACCAAUUGGGCCCAAGCCAGGAGACACAAAGAAACCUGGUUACAAAGAAGCCCUUCAGGAAACUGGCAAAUCUGAUUCAAAAAAGGGGGUAGCUGAUGCAAGUACAGAUCUUAUUGGAGGAACCCCCAAAGCAGAGAAACGAACCGUCCUAGGAACAGUUAAUAAAUUCCUGGACUUAUCUCUGUUCAAGCAUAGAGGGUUUUUGCUAUACCUCUCCGGAAAUGUACUCAUGUUUUUUGGAUUGUUUACUCCUUUGGUCUUCCUUAGUAAUUAUGGCAAGAGUAAGCAUUUCUCUAAUGAGAGGUCUGCCUUCCUUCUUUCCAUUCUGGCUUUUGUUGAUAUGGUAGCUAGACCUUCUAUGGGACUUGUAGCCAACACGAAGUGGGUAAGGCCACGAGUUCAGUACUUCUUUGCAGCUUCUAUUAUUGCAAAUGGAAUGUGUCAUAUGAUAGCACCUUUCCCAUCCACUUAUGCUGGGUUCUGUGUCUAUGCUGGAUUAUUUGGAUUUGCAUUUGGAUGGCUCAGCUCAGUAUUAUUUGAAACACUGAUGGACCUCGUGGGACCUCAGAGGUUCUCCAGCGCUGUGGGACUGGUGACCAUUGUGGAAUGCUGUCCUGUCCUUCUGGGGCCACCAGUUUUAGGUCGCCUCAAUGAUGUAUAUGGAGACUACAAAUACACCUACUGGGUAUGUGGCGUAAUCCUAAUUUUGGCAGGUAUCUAUCUUUUCAUUGGCAUGGGUAUCAAUUAUCGACUUACAGCAAAAGAACAGAAAGCGGAGAAGCAGAAAGAAGAAAAUAAAGAGGAAGAAACCACUAUAGAUGCUGUUGAAAAACCAAAAGAAGUUCCUGGUACUACAGAGUCUUUAGAGCAGACAGGCAUGGAAGAAUCCACCAAAGAUGAGAGUCCAGUCUGAACUCGGGGAAGAAGGGUAAAUGGAGCAGCUCUUUUCCCAAGAUAUCUGAAAAUACUCUACUGGCCUGCGAUCUACCAGUGGUGCUCAAUGCAAAUAUGGACAUUUGUGUAGAACUCAUACCAGGUGUUCAUUAAUGGAAUUUUUGUUUCACUCCUUACCAAUAGCUUGAAUUAAAUAUGCCAUAUCUGUUGGGGAGUAAUUGGCAAAGAAUGGGGGAAGGAAAUCUUUUUUUUUUUUCUCUCUCUCGUUCUCUUUUUUUUCUUGCUAAUCUUAGCUUUUAACAGUGUCAUGGAAAUUAUAAUGAUGUGCCUUAAGUUUUAGUUUUUAGAACUUUAGGGAGCCUUAACUUUUUUAAACCAUUCUGCUGAAUUCAUCUAUUUUGAGUAUUGCAUUAAAAGGAAAAAUAACUUGUUUGAGAAAAAUUUAAAAUUAAUCUUGCUUCAUUAUUUGUAACAUUGUCAGACACUGUCACUGAAAAAAAUAUAAAUUGAAAUAUUAUUCAAAGGUUGGGGGUUAUAAAAUCCUGGCUAAAAUAUUUUCUACGCAUCAGUAGUUGUUUUGCACAUGUGCCUGUAGCCAUGUACUUAGAAAAUUUAAAUCAUAAAACUUUGAAAACUUAUUGGCUAUUCUAGAAACACUGUACCCAACACACCUCCAGUAUCUUACCUUGGAAUGUUUAUUAGAAGCCAAAUGCUUAAGAGUUGGUUUCAUUAGGUAGACUAUUUUUGUUCCCUUUUUAAAGACAAAAUUUGAGUGACUAUUGAUCAUUGCUCUUUGCAGAUCACUUUUUUUUUCACUUCACAAGUUUGUAUUGAAACAUACAGAUAAUUGUGCCUCCUUAGUGCAACAUAUCUAACAUGUAUACAUUUCAGACAGUUGCCAGAUUAAUCUUUAGUUUUUCCAAAACCUCAGACUAUGAAUCUUGGAUCUUUUAUUUCCCCUGGGAAUUUUUGCCCUUUGAUUCAUAGUGAUUUUAUUUAUACCUGCCUCUAGCUUAUGUGUACAAUAUUCAGUGUGGUCGCCCAUCCCCCAAUGCUGGCUAAUUGAAGAGGCAAGUCAUAAAAAUAAGAUUGGUAGAAAAAUUGCUAAGUGUGCUUCAUUUAAAUAACUCAUUUUCUGAGAAGGCCUUAAAAUUAUGUUUUGCUUAGAAUUACUGAACACAUUCUGACUCACCACACAGAUUUUGUGACCCUGAGAAGUAAAGAAGGGGAUUAAAUAUUAUGAUAGGAGGGAGAAUAGACCAGAAUGAAAACUGUAAAUAUUUUUUAACCUAAUAUCUUAUAAAUUGAGGCAGGAAGAUAAUGGUAAACAUUCAAUAGAUUAUAUUCAGUGCAUUUAAAAAUAUCAUUGUAAUUGACAGAAUGAAAAUGUAGAUUUAAAAAGAAAAAGACCUUGUAUAAAAGACUGGCUUUUCCAAAUAAACUUUUUUUAAAGAAA